AUGGAAAGCAACGAGAUCGAAUCAUUAAGAAGGUCGCUGGUAGCCAGUUUUCGGAAAAGGUACUCUUUUGUUUAAUUUUCCCUAAAAAUUUCCAGUUCUCAGAGAUUCGCGAGAAUCUUCGCAAAAAGUCGCUCUUCAAGUGAUAAACUAUUUGAGAAAGGUCGUUCUCCAGGAGAAGUUUGAAAGCCUUCAGUGAGUUUUUCAAUCCGACUUUUCAGCUAUACGUUUCUUUUUGCAGUCAAUUGAUCCAAUCUUUGCACCGGAAUGGAAGAGUUCUGUCUGCUGUUGAGCCAAACGAGCUGAUUAUUAUCAAUAUUGUUUUGAUGGUUUCUAAGCUUGCAAGAGAUGAAGCUCAAGCGACUAAAGGUUGAAAUAAACAUAUUAACUUUUUCAUUUGGAAGUUGGAGGACCAGGAAGUUUGACGCCCUAUGAUUCUUUAUACACUCUUUGGCGAGAAAUCGGAAGCAACGAGAAGAGCUUCAACAUAAAGAAGAUCAAGAAGGACCUGAUUCAGAGUAUCAAGGAGGUUUUUUUUUCAUAAAAAUUGUGCAUUUAUUGAAUUUUUCUAGAUUAUCACCGAAGUCGAAACUUCUCGCGAUAGUAUCGCAUCUCAAGCCAGUGAGCUCAUCAACUCUCAAGACGUCGUUUUAGUUUAUUCUCUGAAAAAUUCCCCGACUUUAGACGGAUUUUUGGCCAGCGCCAGACGUACUCGAAAAUAUAGAGUAAAAUAAUAGCCAGCCAUUGGAUUGAAAAGGAAAUUUCACAGGUUUACAACGUGGUUAAAAGUACUGAAAUUGACGAUUCUCCUGAUUUCGCGACGCCGAUUCAGCAUUGUGACGUCGGAAAUAAGAUGUGCGAGACGACCAAGGUGAGAAAUUAAAAUAAAAUAUUUCAACAGAAAUGAAACAUUUGAGGUCGUUUUGAGUGGCGCCGCCGUUUUUCCAGACGGAUCGUGUCUUGUUCCGGCUGGCGGUUUGACCAUUGCCCUGACCGCUCAACGGCAUUCUGUUCCUGUUUUCGUAUUGGCCGCGUUUUAUAAGGUAUUACUUAAAAAGUUUAUUAUUUUUUCUUACAAAGUUCCAUUUUUCAACCUUUUUAAUAAUUUUCCUGACUUUUUUCAGGUUGAAAUAUAAUUCAAAUAUUUUUUUUUCCUAGUUUAAAUGUUCUUUAGAUCAUAUAGCUAGGUGUUCAAUGAAAAGAACAAAGGAUCACUCAAAUUUAAUUAUGCUCUUAUUAUGUGGUUUUCGAUAUUUUUAAAUUUUCUUCUUGGAACUCGAAGGAAAAGUAAUUUAUUAAUAAAAAAAAAAGUUCAUUACAGACUCAUACAAAUUUCCUGUCCGUAAUCAAGUUUCUAACAGUAUAUGUCUCAGAUUUCUUCAAAGAAUGUAUUUUUCCAUUUUCUUAGAUAACGCCUUUCUUCAUACCGGAUCCCUCGGCUUUGAACACUUCUUGUCGUGCUGAUAUUCCAUUUGAUCUAGCAAAUAAGCUCUCAGGUUUCCGAUAUUUUGAAUUUGAGGAUUAUCCCAAACUAUUCAGGAAAAGUGGAGCUGAUCCAACCGGCCUUUGACAUUCUCCCCUCUCAACUGAUUUCUCUUUUCGUUUCCAACAGUUCUUCCCUGAUACCAGCGCACGUCAACAGGUAACCAUCAGAUAACAAUUUAUUGUCAUAACAGGUUUUUCAAUUGCAGAUUGAAGGAAGACUAUUACCACCCGCAGGACAUUUCAGAGUUUUGA
Messenger RNA from Caenorhabditis auriculariae, 1734 nucleotides. NCBI's taxonomy places the organism in Eukaryota, Metazoa, Nematoda, Chromadorea, Rhabditida, Rhabditidae. The record is from the annotation of a GenBank genome assembly.